AUGGCCGUCGCACCUGAGAAGAUAUUUGCCGUGUUGAUUGGCAUCAACAACUACCGCGGGCAGUACAACAAUGUCAAAAAUCUAUACGGUUGUGUCAAGGAUGUAGACAUCAUCGAUACACUCCUCACAACCACCCUCCGCGUUCCAGCCGGCAAUGUUCAUACCCUCACGUCCCCUCAUGGGUCGACAUUGGAAACUUUGCCGACUAAAACCAAUGUCCUUGCCCUGAUUGAGGAGGUCGCCGGAAGAGCGGUUGCGAGCGGCCCUGGUGCCCUUUUCUUCCUGCACUACUCUGGCCACGGCAAGCGCACCAAAACAAUCUACCAUAAGCCAGAGAAUGGUGGUUUGAAGUCUGCAGGUGCCUACGAUGAGGGGUUGUGCACUCUGGGAGAGCCCCUGAUGGAUGUUGAGCUUUCCAAUGUUUUGGAUGGGCCGAAUGAGCUGGGUCUCACGGUAUUUGUGUCCCUCGACUGUUGUCAUUCAGGAGGCGCCGAUCGGGACAGCUUGCAUUCAGGCUCUGGUGGUGGACAUGAUGCUUUGGAUGGUCAGGAUGCCGCCGGACUUGAGAGUGUUAGCAUUCGGUGUCCUUUUCCCGAUUCGGACUCAAAUGAUGAGAUUGAUUCUGGCACUGAAGUGGGCCGUGGUGAUGGAGAUGGCCGCAACGUGAAAGUGCAGGAGAGCUGGCUGUAUCGCAACCGGAGGCACAAUCUGCUCGCAGCCUGUCAGCCAAGUGAAUUCGCAUAUGAAACUGGUGGAAGGGGGACAAUGACAUACCAUCUCGACAAAACCGUGACGGCGCUGAAAGAUUCCAUCAUCCCAAUCACCUACGAUAUGCUCAUCACUCACCUUGUAUCCAAGUCCGGUAUCCGCAACAACAUUUUCCCUCAACAACCCAUGCUUCUAGGAAACCGCAACCGUCUGGCUUUUGGCACAAAUACCAAGUCGGCUCUUAGAGGCGUGAUGCAGGGCAAUGUCACAAAGACAGAGAAAGAAGUGGGAUUCACUCUUGUCACCAUCAGCAGGGGUGCUUCUCAUGGGGUCGAGGUUGGGGACCGCUUCGCCCUCUACAGACCGGAUCAGUUCACCUUCGGCUUACUCAAUCCUGACGAGGAGCGGGCUGCCGAAGCUAUCAUUCUCGAGGUCACCAACAUGACGGCUGCUGCGCGAGUUCCGACCACAUCCAACCUUGCCAAUAUUCCCAAGGUUGAGCUGCCGGAAGACCUAUUGCGGCCCACGGCUGACUUGAGACUACACUCUGAUCCGGAUAUUGUCCCAGAAGUCACUUGUCCUGACACCUUUUACGUCAAGCCCUCUGAGGAUGGGACAAGACUUGUGGUCCACAACAACAACACAGAGAUAAUGGAGAAUGUCCCCAGCCUCGACCAUAACGACGACAGCAACGCCAGAACACUCUCCCUCAUCGUUCAACACCUCUCCCCUUACCAGCGUCUCACCAACCUCGCCGCCCGUGAAGAUUCCACAAAUCCGUGGAACCCCAGGUACGAAUUCGAGAUAAAACGGAUCCAUGAUGUCAACAGGUCCAACAGCCCCACGCUUCCCGCCAAGGUGCAGUACGGGGUCGUCUUCAAAAACACCGAACCCCGCCCUAUCCGGAUACUAAACCAAGAAGAGGAAGCCCUCACCCAAUUCAUUACCAUCUUCAACCUUGAUCCAACCUACGGCAUAACACAGAUCUUCCCUGACGAAGGCGCCGACAGCUUCGAGGUCUACCCCAGAGAGGCCAUCGACCCCAAGUUCAAGCUCAACAUCACAGUCCCCCCACAGCUCCAAGCCGCCUCCCAACAACCAGGCUUCCAAAUGCACGACAAGAUUAUAGUUCUCAUCUCGAGCAAGGCGACAAACUUCCGGCAUUACUCGCAGCCAGACCUUCACGCCUGGCUGCAUCCGGAGGAUGCCCGCGAGGACGUAUUCUUCAAGAAGAUCACCCCGAAAGGUCAGAGCAACAUGCCUUCGCGGCAGGCGACGAGAGCAGAAGAAGAAAGAGGUACAGAACUUGCGAUCUCUGGAUGA
Podospora pseudocomata is the source of this 2031-nucleotide messenger RNA. RefSeq lists its product as uncharacterized. Gene Ontology annotation, molecular function: cysteine-type endopeptidase activity. The record is from RefSeq and is a predicted model, not a curated record. Lineage: Eukaryota; Fungi; Ascomycota; Sordariomycetes; Sordariales; Podosporaceae. Bases 1 to 2031 code for a protein of 676 amino acids. The transcript has 2 exons. Gene Ontology annotation, biological process: proteolysis.